Antrostomus carolinensis (chuck-will's-widow) is the source of this 1533-nucleotide messenger RNA. Its product is annotated as heat shock factor protein 3. Lineage: Eukaryota; Metazoa; Chordata; Aves; Caprimulgiformes; Caprimulgidae. The transcript has 12 exons. The record is from RefSeq and is a predicted model, not a curated record. Gene Ontology annotation, biological process: regulation of DNA-templated transcription. Gene Ontology annotation, molecular function: DNA-binding transcription factor activity; sequence-specific DNA binding. The annotation marks the transcript as partial.
AAUGGUGAGAACUUCUGCAUUCUGGAUGAGCAGAAGUUUGCCAAGGAGCUACUCCCCAAGUACUUCAAACACAACAAUAUCUCCAGCUUCAUACGACAGCUUAACAUGUAUGGUUUCAGGAAGGUGAUUGCUCUGGAGAAUGGUAUGAUUACAGCAGACAAAAGUUCAGUCAUUGAGUUCCAGCACCCUUUCUUCAAGCAAGGGAAGGCACAUUUACUGGAAAACAUCAAGCGCAAGGUUUCUGCAGUAAGAACUGAGGAUCUCAAGGUCUGUACGGAGGAUUUGCACAAAGUACUCUCUGAAGUCCAGGAAAUGAGAGAGCAACAGAACAAUAUGGAUGUCAGGCUGGCUAACAUGAAGAGAGAAAAUAAGGCCCUGUGGAAAGAAGUGGCAGUUCUAAGGCAGAAGCACAGUCAACAACAGAAGCUGCUGUCUAAGAUUCUUCAAUUUAUACUAAGUUUGAUGCAAGGAAAUUAUAUUGUUGGGGUCAAAAGAAAAAGGUCUCUAACAGACGCUGCAGGUGCUUCACCUUCCAAAUACAGUCGCCAGUACGUUCGCAUACCUGUGGAGAGUGGCCAAGCAAUGGCUUUUUCUGAACAUAAUGUGGACGAUGAGGGUGGAAAUGGCACAGGUCUCAUCAUUCGAGACAUCACUGAUACCCUGGAAAAUGCCACCGAUGAUCUCCUUGCUGUGGCACACACAAGUGGCAGAGCCAGAGAGACACAGGCAGCUCUGGAUCCUGGCUUACCUGUUUGUCAACUAUCACAGCCAAAUGAAUUAUAUUGUACAGAACCUAUCCCACCAGUUCACAUAAAUGAUGUCAGCAAAUCCAGUGAAAUAGGAAAUGCUGCUGUGGAACUCCAUUCUGUGCAACCUAAUGCUCCGGAAGAUCCUGUGUCAGUGAUCGACUCCAUCUUGAACGAGAACAGCUCUGGAAGCCAAAAUGAUCCUUUACUGGACAGAGAAGAAAUUCAGGAUUUUCUUAAUUGCAUUGAUGCCAGCCUUGAAGAGCUUCAAGCAAUGUUAUCUGGGAAGCAGUAUAACUUUGAUUCUGAAGCUUUCAGUGAUACGCUUAAUCCUGAACUGCCAGCCCUGGAUAUGAGUUUGAUGGAAACUUCCCCUGGUAUGGAAAAUAUUGGAAACGUGGCAGAGAGCACGGAAGAUCUGGCAGCGAGUGAGAGAGAAACAGCAGGAAGCAAAGAUAUGCAGCUAAUACAGUACAGGGCCAAUCCUCUGCUUUCAUUAUUUGAAGAGCUACCUUCCAGCGAAGCAACAGAGAAGACAGAGGAUCAAAAAGACCUUCUGCUGCCCGCCCUGGAGGAGAAACCUGCUCUUCAGCCUCCAUCAGGUGGUGGAACUGUCUUGCCGCUAGCAGCUCCGGCAAGCCAGGCUGAGCCUCUGGAUGCUCUGGGAAUGGGUGAUCCACCUCUCCUCUCCGAAGAUGGGAAUGGAGAGUAUAAACUGUUUCCACUCCUGCUCCUCAGUCCUGUUGCUAACUUCAUAGAAGAGGCCUCUGAGAUAGAAACUUCUUGA